UGUCAGUCAAAAUUUGAAUUAUCAAACUUAAUAAAGAAGGUGUCUUGACCUCAUAAAGUUAAACACACCAAUAGCUAUGCAAUCAAAAAAUGUACAAACAUAUAUAUAUAUGCUAUAUAUGAUGCAUCAUCAAAGUCUUGACUAUAUUAAAAAAAAUGUAUUGCUUUCUUCAUUAUCUCAUUAUCAGCAUAAUCCCAUGUUGUUUAACUAUUAUGGCUCAGAACAGCAAUGGCAAUGGCACUAUCAAAAUUGGUGCUACUCUCACAGCUGGUGAUAAGGUCUUCUCAUGACUUUCUCCUUCAGGUGAAUUUGCCUUUGGAUUUCACCAACUUCCUGACAAUAAAGACUUGUUCUUGCUAGCCAUAUGGUUCAACAAAUUACCUGAAAAAACACUUGUAUGGUAUGCUGACACUCCCAACAGUCCUAUCCCAAAGGGGUCCAAACUAGAGCUCACUGCAGACAGAGGCCUAUUGCUCACUGACCCUCGAAAUCAGGAGCUGUGGAAGUCUGGCACCAUUGUAAGUCAGGCAGAUAUGGCCAUUUUCAAUGAUACUGGUAACUUUGUUCUUUUCGACAGAAAAUUUGAGAAGAUAUGGGAAAGUUUUAACCAUCCUACUGACACUUUGUUACCAACACAAGUAUUGGAAAAGGGAGUUGUUGUGUCUUCAAGGGUAUCAUCUACAAACUUUUCUAGAGGAAGGUUUCAGCUCUCUUUGAAGACAGAUGGGAAAUUUGGUCUUUAUACCAUGAACUUGCCAUCUGAGCAUCUCAAUUCCAACUACUACACAAAGGAAACUACUAAUACUGGUAAGCAGCUAGUAUUUAAUGAAUCAGGUAGUUUGUAUAUACUGAGAGAGAAUAAUGAAAUGGAUAUGUUUAGUACAGAGAGUGCUUCUAUUGCAAAUUACUAUUAUAGAGCAACUCUUGAUUUUGAUGGUGUUUUUACCAAAUAUAGUUACCCCAAGAAUCCCACUAAGGAUAGUAAUUGGUCUGUUGUUUGGUCCAUACCAGAUAACAUAUGCUUACAGCGGUUUGCGUAUGGAAAUAGUGGGGUUUGUGGUUAUAAUAGAGUAUGUAGAUUGGAUCAAAAUAAGAGACCACUUUGUGAAUGCAUAAGAGGAUUUUCUCUAGUUGAUUCUAAUGAUGAGUAUAGAGGCUGCAAACCGAGUUUUCUUCAAAGUUGCGUGGAAGAUUCAAAGAGUUCAGCUGAGAGUCGUUACACAAUUGAAGAGAUGAAAGAUGUUGACUGGCCAUCAGGUGAUUAUGAGAUACUUCAGCCUUAUGAUAAAGAAAAAUGCAAAGAAGCAUGUUUGAGUGAUUGUACUUGCGCGAUUGCCAUUUAUAGGGAGAAUGGUUGUUGGAAGAAAAGGCUUCCUCUCAAUAAUGGGAAAUUUGACACCACUGCUGAGGCAAUAGCUUUCAUCAAAGUUAGGAAAUCUGAUUUUCCUCUUGAGAAUCCUUCUUCUUCUUCAUCUUCAUCUUCAUCUUCAAAGACAAAGAGCCAAAAUGUUUUGAUAAUUGCAGGCUCAGUCCUCUUAGGUACUUCUUUGUUUGUUAACUUUUUGUUGGUUGGGGGAGUUAGUUUGGGAUUCUUUUUCAUUUACAAGAAAAGGGUCACAAGGUCUCAGCAUGACAAAGAAGUUUCUCGUCUCAACUUAAGGUGUUUCACUUACAAAGAUCUCACCGACGCAACAGAUGACUUCAAGGAAGAAGUAGGAAGAGGUUCUUUUGGCAUUGUCUACAAAGGAACUUUGAAAGACACUAAUGAGCAAGUUGCAGUCAAGAAGCUUGAUCGAGCUUUUCAAGACAGCGAAAAGGAAUUCAAAGCUGAAGUGAAUGUGAUUGGUCAUAUACAUCAUAAGAAUCUUGUUCGAUUGGUUGGAUAUUGUGAAGAGGGGGAGCAAAGACUACUAGUGUAUGAGUUCAUGAGGAAUAGAGCUCUAGCAGGAUUUCUUUUCGGUGACAUAAGACCAAGUUGGAACCAAAGAAUCGAAAUAGCCAUGGGAGUUGCUAGAGGACUUUUAUACUUACAUGAAGAGUGUAGUACUCAGAUCAUCCACUGCGAUAUAAAGCCUCAAAACAUUCUUCUCGACGAGUCAUACAAUGCUCGAAUCGCAGACUUUGGAUUAGCAAAGCUAUUGUUGAUGAACCAGAGUCAUACUAACACUGCCAUUAGAGGGACAAAGGGAUAUGUGGCACCAGAAUGGUUUAGCAACAUGCCAAUCACAUUUAAAGUAGAUGUGUAUAGCUUUGGAGUGUUACUACUUGAGAUCAUUUGUUGUAGGAGAAAUGUUGAUAUUGAAAUUGGUGAUGAAGAAGAAGCAAUUUUAGUGUAUUGGGCUUAUGAUUGUUACAAAGAAGGAAGAAUGGAUGUAUUGGUUGGAAAUGACAUGGAGAUCAUUCAAGACAUGAAUAGCUUGGAAAGGGUUUUGAGAGUUGCAAUUUGGUGCAUUCAAGAAGACUCUUCUCUAAGACCUUCAAUGAAGAAGGUUAUGUUAAUGCUUGAAGGUAUUGCUCAAGUUCCUGCUCCACCAAAUCCUUUUGUGUUUGGUCCCAAUAAUUCAAGCUUCAUUUGAUUCCCUUGUUUUAUGAUCAUUAUGAUUGUAUGUAUUUUAUUUUAAUAAGUUCAUAGUUUCUAAUGGUAUGAAAUGUUGUGCUAUUUCUCUGUAAAAUCCCUUUUGACAAUUUAGUUGUCAAUAAUUUUUUAAUCAAUGUCUUCUAUUUAUAAUUGCGCUUUUU
Molecule: messenger RNA, 2739 nt
Organism: Cannabis sativa
Lineage: Eukaryota; Viridiplantae; Streptophyta; Magnoliopsida; Rosales; Cannabaceae
Product: G-type lectin S-receptor-like serine/threonine-protein kinase LECRK3
Exons: 1
Coding region: 534-2576 (680 amino acids)
Biological process (GO): recognition of pollen; protein phosphorylation
Molecular function (GO): protein kinase activity; ATP binding
Source: RefSeq, a predicted model, not a curated record